This is a messenger RNA of Echinostoma caproni, 2751 nucleotides long. NCBI's taxonomy places the organism in Eukaryota, Metazoa, Platyhelminthes, Trematoda, Plagiorchiida, Echinostomatidae. The record is from the annotation of a GenBank genome assembly.
CCUAACGGUAGCGGGAAAAGUAAUGUUAUCGAUUCAAUGUUGUUCGUCUUUGGCUACCGUGCCGCCAAAGUUCGGUCGAAAAAAUUAAGUCAACUCAUUCACCAAAGCGAACUCAUCCCAAACGCUGGUAGUUGCAUGGUAGCCGUACAUUUCCAGAAGAUAAUAGAUCAUGGACCUGGAGCGGAUGAGUAUGAGGUGGUUCCCGAUAGUUCCUUUGUUGUAUCUCGUCGUGCGUACCGAGAUAACUCGAGCACCUAUUGGAUUGAUGACACUCGUGCCGUUUAUCGAGAUGUGGCCAACUUACUACGACGGCAUGGCGUUGAUCUGGAUCACAACCGGUUUCUGAUUCUGCAAGGGGAAGUGGAACAAAUCGCUCUUAUGAAGCCCAAGGCACCAACGGAACACGAAGACGGUUUUCUAGAAUACCUUGAAGACAUCAUUGGCUCCAGUCGUUUCAAGCAACCACUCACUAUCUAUGCUGAUCGAAUUGAGAAGCUGAAUGACUUGCGUUUGGAAAAGCUUACGCGGGUGAAAGCAGUUGAAAAAGAAAAGGACGAGUUAGAAGGCGUGCGCAAUGAAGCAAUGGACUAUCUUCGUUUGGUGAAUCAAGUUACUCGGAUGAAAAACAUAAUGUUUCAAAAAAACUUGGCCACUGAACGAGCCACCGAAGCUCAUGCGAAAGAGCAGUUAUCAGCAGCUCAAGAGAAAUGUAAGAAACUAACUGCCGAAGUGAAAGAGAAGUCUCGUGAACUGGCGAAAACGGAGGAAGAACGAGAUGACGUUAUUGAACGGCACGCCCAAUUACAAGCUCGUCACCGUGAAACCAAAGCAAAGUUUUCUGAGUUUGAAGCCGAAGAUAGUCGUCUCCGAGAUGAGCAUGCACAUGUGAAAGCAACUGGUCGUAAACUAACCAAGUCGCUUCAAACGGAACGUAACAAAGUGGAAGAAUUGGAACGUCUACCUGGUGAGGCAGACGCUCGCCGCAGCGCUAUACAGCGUCAACUAGCGUCGAUCGAAGAGGCGAAGAAAAAGCACGAGGCAGCUUAUCAAGAAACAGUAAACAGCUUAGAGGUUGAGACCGCUCCUCUGCGCCUCAAAGUGGAGGCUGCUGAGAGUGCUCUUGCCCCACUCCAAUCCGAAGCUGACGAGCUAUCUAGUCGACUCACAUUGGAACGGCAACAAUUUGACUUGGUUAUGGCUGGUCAAAGGAGGGAGCAAGAACGUGCUGAUAAAGCUCGACAAGGCGCUCAGGAUGCCCAAAAGAGGCUGACGGAGCGGGAGGCUGAACUAGCUGAAGCUCAGCAACGCCUGGCACCCGCAUCAAGCGCGAAUACGGGUCGGCGGCAGUCUAGUCAAUCAGCUAGUCUUCAGGCUGCUUUGAAUUCGGCCAAUCGUGAUCUAAAUGAAGUGAAAACUCAGGAGGCGACCCUAAGCAAAGAUCUAAAUGAAUUGCGUACAAAGGUGGCAGAAUCGAAGUCCAGUAUGCAGGCUGAUAACUCGCGCGGUCGUGUACUCGCCGCUCUGUUAGAAGCAAAGCGAUCGGGACAGUUGCCUGGUGUACUUGGUCGUCUGGGUGAUCUUGCCUCCAUUCCACAAAAGUAUGAUGUGGCUAUUUCGACGUCUUGUGCUGCUUUGGAUAAUAUUGUCACCGACACCAUGGAUACGGCGCAAAAGGCAGUCACAUUCCUUAAACAGAACAACCUUGGCUUAGAUAAGAUGGAAAAGUUUGCAGAAAAAGCAAAGGCACCUUUCACUGUCCCACGCGGGGCAUUUCGUGCCGAGCGUCUUUUCGAUUUGAUCGAAUUGGAAGAAGAAUCUAUUCGACCGGCCUUUUAUUUUGCUUUACGGGAUACACUUGUUACCGACGAUAUGGACUCAGCUGUAAAAAUCGCAUUCCAACAGCGUCAACGUCAUCGAGUGGUCACACUCCAGGGCCAACUUAUUGAAACUUCCGGAGCCAUGUCCGGUGGUGGUGGUCGGCCUUCUUCCGGUCGCAUGCUGACAAGUCUGGCACAAGUUCGAGAACGCCGCCAACAAAUGGAACGCGGUGUAGCGUCCCGCCGCUCUUCACUUGGUAAAACUGACUCAGAUGCGACGACUUUGACUCAGUUGGAACAAAAGUUAGCGAAAGGUGAUGCUGAAUUGUCUCGACUACGCGAGGCCCGUGGACGAUUGGAAGAGGUGGUUACCCGGCUUACUCGUCAGCGGGAUGAGGCCGAACGGACAGUGAAACGAUGCGAAGCAGAUAAAGCGGAAGAACGUGCCCGUUCAGUCGGUCCAUCGACCCAAGAACAGCAGCGAUUACAAGUUAGUCUCGCCAAGUUGGAAAAAGAAACCAAGCUGAAAGUCGAUCAGGCCCAGAAAAAACGUGCGGAAGUCGAGAAACUCAAGGCUGAGCUACUUGAUGUUGGUUCGGUGCGGUUGACUGCGGUGCGCAGUCGAUUAGAUGCAUUCGAGGAGAAAGCGAAAGAGACACAAGAUCAGCUGACAAAAUUGGAAGUGAGUGUGAAAACUGCGGCACGCAACCUCGAAAAAGCCCUGAUCAAAGUGGCUAAUAUUGAGGCCGAACUGGAGGCUGCCAAAAAUCGAUUGAUCGAAGUGGAUGCCAAACUGAAGGAACUAGAAGAGGAAGCGCGAGCAUGUAUGGCCGAGUUUCAGAAAAUCCAGUCUGACCGUCAAAGUCUCACCGAAUCUUUGUCCGCCAGUUGGAGCUCUUCGUCCUCGAUGCCCAUUCAAACUAGCCACAUUUAA